Molecule: messenger RNA, 3041 nt
Organism: Salvelinus fontinalis (brook trout)
Lineage: Eukaryota; Metazoa; Chordata; Actinopteri; Salmoniformes; Salmonidae
Product: divergent protein kinase domain 1A-like
Exons: 6
Coding region: 158-1444 (428 amino acids)
Source: RefSeq, a predicted model, not a curated record
CGCCAAAAAAUCGUCCCAGCGCCUUUAUUUUCUGUGGUCUUUCUUGUGAGGUGGUGAUCAGCAGCUGCACGGACAAGACAGCAGCGCUGCGUUCAGAGACAGGCUUCGGCUGUAACUACACGAAAGGCUCCGCGUAUGGAGAUCAUCUAUUUUUGUGAUGGCGAGGCGUCUGUUUCCACGUGCCUGGAUAAAUAAAUCGUUAUAUUUCCAGGCUCGUAUCUCCUUUGUGCGGGUGAAAUACCUGUUCCUCACCUGGCUGACAGUGUUCGUGGGAGGCUGGGUGAUCUACGUCCAGUAUUCUAACUACACCGAGCUCUGCCGAGGACAUGAGUGCAAGAACGCCAUAUGUGAUAAAUACAGGAGGGGCAUCAUUGACGGCUCGGCCUGCAGCAGUCUGUGUGACAAAGACACCCUCUACCUGGGAAGAUGUCUCUCUACCAGCCCCAACCACCAGGUUUAUACAGGUGGUUGGGGUGAUGUGGACGGGGUGAUCCGCUGCCGGGUGGGGGAGGUGCUGCACUAUGAGCUGGGAGAAGAGCCGGAUCCCCGGAGGAAGGCUGCAGUCUUCGACAAACCCACCCGUGGCACGUCUGUGAAGAAGUUCAGAGAGAUGGUCUUCAAUCACUUCAAGUCAAAGCUGGGCGAGCAGGCCAACCUGGCCAGCCUGGUGACCAAGAUCCUCACCGUCGCCGACGGCAACAAGGACGGGCACGUCUCCCUCCCUGAGGCCCGUUCAGCCUGGGCUCUUCUCCAGUUGGAUGAGGUGCUGCUGGGCCUGCUCCUCCAGGACCGGGGCCACACCCCUCGGCUGCUGGGCUUCUGUGGGGACCUGUACGUGACCGAGAGGGUCCCCUACGGCCCCCUGUACGGUCUCAGCCUCCCCUGGUCCCUUGAGGCCUGGGUACCCAGUGAGGCCCGACGCAGCAUGGACCAGUGGUUCACGCCCUCUUGGCCCCGCAAAGCCAAGAUCUCCAUGGGUCUCCUGGAGCUGGUGGAGGACAUCUUCCACGGCAACUACGGCAGCUUCCUCAUGUGCGACCUGAGCGCCGACCAUUUCGGCUACACGGACCGUCACGACCUCCGCCUCACCGACCCCAGGGCCAUCGUCUCUGAGGACGCGUUCCGGCGAACCAUGCGUGCGCUGCACUGCGAGAAGGACGACGACUGUGUGCUGGGGCCGGACUGCCGGACAUCGUGCGACAUGGCUCAGAGACGAUGCAGGGAGGAGGUGACCCAGCCCAACCUGGCCAAGGCAUGCAGGGUGCUGAGGGACUACCUUCUGAGAGGGGCGCCGUCAGAGCUGAGGGAGGGGUUAGAGAGGCAGCUGUACGCCUGCAUGGCCCUCAGAGGCUCGGCGGGACAGAUGGACAUGGAGCACUCCCUGAUUCUGAACAACCUCAAGGCCCUGCUGUGGAGACAGAUAUCCCAUACUAAAGACUCGUGAUGAGGGGACAACACAACCGAGUCCUCAAAUACUUAAAAGGAAAGAUUCACCCAUUUUGAAUGUUAUCGUUUUUGUGCAUCUGAGUGAUGUUCUAUCGAUUCCAGGGGUCAUUUCACGUGUCUGAGCUAUUGCUGUUCAAGCAGGCAGAAAUACAAUAUAACAUUCAAAAUGAGUGAAACACAAAAACAACCACUUUGGGUGGAUCAUUCAUUCAAGACGUACUACAUUGUUUUAUUUAUGUUUUGCUGACUCAUUGGAAGAAUAAUAAUAAUUCCUGUUCAGGAUGCUGGAAAAUAACUGUAGAUCUGCUGUUUAUGACAGGGCUCAUGGAGUCUUGUUUUCCCCUCAGAAAAAAACAGAUGGAACAUUUGGUAAGUUAUGAACUACACGUUGGAAGUACACUUGCACAUUUCAGUUUCUUCAAUGUGACCAAGGAAUCUAUCCGAAGAAACAGUAUUAUAGAGGUCUAAGGUAUUGUUCCAAUUCUCUCCUUUCCAGUGUGCACUUGCUCCCUUCUGAUUUGAAAGGAAAUGACUGGUAUAACCAAUAUGGUGGAAACUUCCUGUAGUCCAUACCUCAACCAAUCCAAUGCUUUUAGAUUUAUGGGAAAUAGUGGAUAGUGUACACUUCAGGAGACAUUAGAAUGUACCCAGCUGUUGACCUGAAUUCAAUUCCCGAAUCGGCCUAUGACGAGCCAUUAUUCUUGGUUUGUGUACCAUGUACAUUUUUUUUUAUCCCCUCUUCUCCCCAAUUUUUCGUGGUAUCCAAUCGCUAGUAAUUACUAUUACUACUAUUGUCUCAUCACUACAACUCCCGUACGGGCUCGGGAGAGACGAAGGUCGAAAGCCACGCGUCCUCCGAAGCACAACCCAACCAAGCCGCACUGCUUCUUAACACAGCGCGCCUCCAACCCGGAAGCCAGCCGCACCAAUGUGUCGGAGGAAACACCGUGCACCUGGCCCCCUUGGUUAGCGCGCACUGCGCCCGGUCCGCCACAGGAGUCGCUGGAGAGCGAUGAGACAAGGAUAACCCUACCUGCCAAACCCUCCCUAACCCGGACGACGCUAGACCAUUGUGCGUCGCCCCACGGACCUCCCGGUCGCGGCCGGCUGCGACAGAGCCUGGGCGCGAACCCAGAGACUCUGGUUGCGCAGCUAGCACUGCGAUGCAGUGCCCUAGACCACACCAUGUACAUUUUCACUUGUAGUUUACCACUAACCGUGUAGCGUAUCAUGAGAUCAUGCUGGAAACUAUAAAACUUGGAAUUAGUCAACCACUUGUGAAGGAGGUACUGUACAUGAACUGCUCGCUUUAUUCAGCUUCCUGUUUCUACAAUCUUUCAAGCGCAACUUUUAAACAGGAAACCCGGUCUGGUUUCUGAAGGAGCUGAAGCACACAGCUGAUUUUGAGGGAUCAAUGUAUGUUUUCCUUGAAAUUUGAAACAGCAUGAUUUUGCACAAUAAAUCCACAUACCACUCACUGUGGUCUCAUCUUAAUUUCUUUGUCAGCUGAGUUGUGGAUUGUCCUGACUGUAGUAUGCAGUGACAGUCUGAGGAAAUGUAAUACCCAAUACUAAAAAAAUAAAUUGUUUUAAAGA